Messenger RNA from Acipenser ruthenus (sterlet), 4826 nucleotides. Its product is annotated as lissencephaly-1 homolog A. The record is from RefSeq and is a predicted model, not a curated record. The coding region runs from base 426 to 1658 and encodes 410 amino acids. Lineage: Eukaryota; Metazoa; Chordata; Actinopteri; Acipenseriformes; Acipenseridae. The transcript is spliced from 11 exons. Gene Ontology annotation, molecular function: protein binding.
UGUUGGCGAGCGCGAGCCCGAGCCCGAGCCCGAGCCCGUGCGCGUGCUUAGGUUCUGAAGGCGAAUGCGGUAUAGAAAACAAGGAUCGGAGGAGAGACAAGGAGAUAGACAGAGCUAGCGAGACCCAAAGUCCCUUAACUUAAACCGACAAAUUACACACAAACCUGCACUGUAUGAGAACCAGACCCAUCUAAGGAGGCAGAGGAGAUUCUUUAGGAUGAGAUGAACAUCGCUUGGUGAAUGUCUGCAGGCUGUCUAUGAAUCUUGUACCUGGUGUUCGGAUUGUGGAGAAGCAUUUAGUGUUUUCCUCGAGCCACUGUGCGGAGGAUCGCUCUGUGAGCCAGAGUUUGUGUUGGAUUUCUCUCUGAUCUCCUGCGAGGGAGACAGCAGCCUCUAUAGAGCCUUGACUUGACAUCACAGCCACCAUGGUGCUGUCACAAAGACAACGAGAUGAACUAAAUCGAGCAAUAGCAGAUUAUCUCCGCUCAAACGGAUAUGAAGAAGCAUAUUCAGUUUUCAAGAAGGAGGCAGAGUUAGAUGUGAAUGAAGAAUUAGACAAGAAGUAUGCUGGCCUUUUGGAAAAGAAAUGGACUUCAGUUAUCAGAUUACAAAAGAAGGUGAUGGAACUAGAAUCAAAGCUAAAUGAAGCAAAAGAGGAGAUUACUUUAGGAGGACCUCUGGGUCAGAAGCGUGACCCCAAAGAAUGGAUCCCCCGUCCCCCAGAGAGAUACGCCCUGAGCGGCCACAGGAGUCCUGUCACCCGGGUCAUUUUCCACCCUGUUUUCAGUGUUAUGGUCUCUGCCUCCGAGGAUGCUACAAUAAAGGUGUGGGAUUAUGAGACUGGAGACUUCGAGCGCACACUGAAGGGGCACACAGACUCGGUACAGGACAUCUCCUUCGACCAGACCGGCAAGCUGCUGGCAUCCUGUUCUGCUGAUAUGACCAUUAAGCUAUGGGAUUUCCAAGGAUUCGAAUGCAUCAGAACCAUGCAUGGACAUGACCACAAUGUUUCAUCUGUAGCUAUAAUGCCUAAUGGAGAUCAUAUAGUGUCUGCCUCUAGGGAUAAAACCAUUAAAAUGUGGGAAGUGGCGACUGGGUACUGUGUGAAGACAUUCACAGGCCAUAGAGAGUGGGUGCGAAUGGUGCGACCCAACCAGGACGGCACACUGAUCGCCAGCAGCUCCAACGACCAGACAGUGCGAGUGUGGGUGGUGGCGACAAAAGAGUGCAAAGCCGAGCUGAGAGAACAUGAGCAUGUGGUCGAGUGCAUCUCCUGGGCCCCCGAGAGCUCCUAUCCCACCAUCCUUGAAGCUACAGGAUCAGAGACUAAGAAGAGUGGCAAGCCUGGACCGUUCCUGCUGUCAGGAUCCAGAGACAAGACUAUCAAGCUGUGGGAUGUCAGCAUUGGCAUGUGCCUUAUGACACUGGUUGGCCAUGAUAACUGGGUGCGUGGCAUCAUGGUGCAUCCUGGUGGGAAGUUCAUUGUGAGCUGCGCUGAUGACAAGACCUUGCGGAUCUGGGAUUACAAGAACAAGCGGUGCAUGAAGACUCUCAAUGCCCACGAACAUUUUGUUACCUCUCUGGAUUUCCACAAGACGGCUCCUUACGUUGUGACUGGAAGCGUAGAUCAAACAGUAAAAGUGUGGGAGUGCCGCUGAUUUGUAUCGACAGGAUCCCACCCCACCCCAUCCCAACCCACCCUCCUACUUCCUACUGCUCUGGAUGCACUCAGAUACCAUGGUUAUUACCCAUCGAGCUCUGUUUAAAUAACUAUUGUCCUUUUAUGUAAAUUAUUCUGGAUGUAGAUUGAGCUAUUAAAUGUUACACAAAAAAGUAUUCUUGCAUGGUGAAUCCAAAAUUGUAUACUGUAAAUUUACAUAACGUUGUCUAGAAGUACCAUAGGUUUAAGAACAUGGGCUGGUCGGAUCAGACCUGAAAGGCAGAAGUUGACUGGGUAAUUAAAAGUAGGGCACUAAACUGAUAUUUUUAAUGACAGUGUCGUUCUUGCGUGUCAGAUUAUUCUGUCUGUCUCCUAUUAUUAUUUUUUUUCACUGUCGUAGUCUGUUGGUGCCUAGAUCGGUGACCUCUUUGAGAAAAACAAAACUAUAAUCCCUCCGUGGAAAUUUGAUUGUCUGUGGGGCUCGUUAAUGGAAUAAUGUGUAGCUAUGUAACAUCACUUCUGAAGUGUGCUUACCAUUCUCUUGUGAAACUAGAUAAUAUAUUAAUGACUGCAUCUAAGAAUGUGUUUCAAACUGUUCCGUUGUAAGACUACGGGGAAUAAAACUUUGAACCCUUGUCAUGGCACAUGUCUUAAUUACAGAGUCAGGAGUUUAACCAUCUAGAAUUGCCACAAAGGUGGUGGCAGGGUGGAGUUUUUUCUUUGCUUGGAUACCUGCUGGCUCAUCAAGUUAGCAUGGAUUUAAAUAUCCUAAAAUUUAAUGUAAUUUACAACAAAAAAAAGCUUUAAAGUUAUCAAAAUGUAAGUGGCUAGGUGGUGCAUUAGGUAGAUUAGUUUGCCUUUUGCCUCUGAAACACUGAGUUUUUAAUCUGGCUGAAGACAGUAAUUUUGGUAGUCUUGGCUUAGUCCUGGACAGCAGUGUCCACGUCGUUAACCCAACAUGCAGUUUGGCAUAGCACAGUGCUAUAGCCAGUGACAAAUUACCUUUAGCACUACAUUUUUCUUUUUUCACAUGCCAAGUUAAACUAACGUUUUAAAUACACACUGGCUUUUGAAAAUGAAUUUAAAGAAAAAAGCACUUGAAAUUUAACUUGAAAGGUGCUAUUUAGAAAACCUGCACAGCACCCACCCAUUUUCUUCUCUUUCCACCUAGUUUAAUGUAGUCUGUUUUAAGCUGGUUCUGUAUAGUAAACCACAAAUCAUGUUGCUAUGUUGAAGGAAGACAAGUGAUCUUUAUUCAUGUUGGUAGACAAAGAUGUGCGACUGAGGGAAAGCAAGCAGACCAGGCUGUGUUCAGAAAUGCCUAGCCAGACAUACAGCAUGACAAGGAUUCAAGAAGCCCCUUUAACAGCUGUUUGUUAGGGGAUGUGCAAAGAUCUUUCCUUUGGAGAGAGAAAAAAAAAAGAUUUAUAUAAAAAAAAAGUGCACUUGUUCCUGAAGGAGAUACUGUACAACAAAUCUGUUAAGAGUAACAGAUUUUAACAGGAGUUUCUUUAAAAAAAAAAAAAAAUGUAAAAAAAAUAAAUAAAUAAAAGCUGAUUGAUCCAGUACUUUUUAUAUAGUACUGCACUAGGAUGUCUACAAACUAUUGGUGGAGAAGCAAGUCAUGGUAGCUCCUUUUGUUGUGGAAAUUUCAUGAAACACUUUGCGCACAGUGCUCUCAUGACUUGGCUGUUUCUGGCCACAGUAUCCGAGUGGAGCGCGGAAAGCCCUACGUUUUGGUGAAGUUUUCUGCACUUGAGCACCAGAGGCCCACUCAGACUCGGUUUUAUAACGAUCUUAACGACUGGCACUUUUUUUUUCUUCUUUUCAUUCAUUGGUCUUUACGGGGGUGGGGGGUGGGGUGCAAUUUUCAGAAAAACAAAACCUGACCCCCAACCAAACCUAGCGAAACAAUGGCAAACCAACCUUUCACCCCCUGUGAAUCUGUAACUGCGAAACAAGCAGCAAGGCUCUGAAAUCAGAUUAACUUGCACAUCCCUGUUCUUAUUAGAUCUCUGGUCUUCACUGACUGAAGAUUUAAAAAGUGAAAAAAAAAAUGCAUACGCAGAUAUCAUUUUAAUUAGCCUUUUCAUGAAAAUGCAAUUAUAUAAUAAAGAAUUCCACUGCUUAACCAACCCAUUAUCCAGCUUUUCCUGUUGUGUGUAUGUAACUCAUGCUGAACCCUAAUGGUAAAUAGGGUCAUGGGGUCAUUUUAAUGGCCAUGUUGUAGACAGGACCUUGGCUUACGGUCUCAUCUGAAGGACUGUCUAGCAGUGCCCCUUUAACACAAUGCUGGGACAUUGACUGAAUUUGAGCCCAGAUUGGUGUGUCCCUCACAGAGCCACCAAUGUGACCUCCUGCUAUAUAUUUAUUUUUGGGGUACUAGAAUGGAAUGAACAGUAUUGUCCAAGAUGUUUUAGGUCUGUCUAGCAGAAAAAAAUGAAGCAAACCACAGAGGCGGUGGUACUAGAAAAUUUCGGUUUAUCAACUUGUAUAAUUAUCCCAUUCCAGCACAGAACCCCUUUAUAUAGAAGAAACAUGGUAAGCCAAACGGGUAAACUAAUCACUGCUGAGAAAUGCAGUUUAGUCCCUUGGUCUACUGUAUUUGGCUAGUAAUGCGGUGGUCUCCACGGACCCUCAGUCUUUGAACUGCCAGUUUUUAAUUUGAAUACUUAUAUGUCUGUGAUGAUUGGUAAACAUUUUGGUUUAGACUCAUUAUUCUACUUGGGAGGGCCUAGCUCACAGAGUGGAAGUACAUACUCCUGGCCUGAAAAGUAAGAAAUUGAAGCGGUUUAGAAACAGAGUGAGGGACGUGCUCUCUGCUUGCCUGUGAAGUGAUUUCCCUUUGGAUUAGUUAGAUUUUAACAAGAUAUAUCUAUAGGGAUGCAGUAUUUUAUUCACAGGAUAUUAAUGGAAACAGUAGCCCCUAGGCUUCGGUUGUCAUUCCCCCUUUACAGGUUUCAUCCCUGCAGUGCACCUGGCUAUAGCCAGGCAGGUGGAAGAGAAAAGGACUUUGGUCUCUUGUGCGUAAUUCCUGUUCCUUUCCUGUCUGCGGAUAAACCUGGGGAUUCGGUUUUCUUCAUCCUGCACUGUUCACACACAGCAGAUUGUCAUAUUAUAUGGAUGUCAUUAUUGUUUGCAACAUAAUUAAACAUCUGUAAAUAAA